ACAUCCCAAACGUCACUUCCGGUUAUUAUUUUGACAGCAAAACACUGCAACAUUUUGCAAUACUAAUCUCUGGUCCCCAUUAUAUGGGUAUUUUAACACCUUUUGUGUUUUUUGCUUCACAUUUAUUAGCUCAAUUUACUUGUGUGGUGGAAUUGGCAAUAUUCGGAAAAAGAUCAGUCUUCUGGUUCUAGCUAGCAGAAGAUGAAGGUCCCUAGCGAUGAAAAUGAGGUGGUGGAGGAAGGCAGUAGCAGUUCAACACCAGUAGACAACUCCAACAACGAGGAAAUUCCACCUUAUCUACGCGAAGAACCUCCUGAAGAUGGAGAGAAGGACCACCCUAAGACCGAGGCGGGGGUCAUCUGGAGGGUGACCGGCGGUCUCUUCAACAUGACCAGAGGGGCGGUCGGCGCGACAUGGGGAGGCGUGGCCUGGGUGGGCUGUAAGAGCUAUGACAUCACCAAGACGGUGGUGACCAGCGUGCCGGCCGCCGGCGUGGGAUUAGUCAAAGGCGGCGUUUCCGUGGUGACGGGAGGAGUUGGAGCGGUAGGGUCCGCAGUAGCCAGUAAAGUUACACCAAAGAAAAAGGAUAAGUCUGAUUAAGCCUAGACCCAACUACCACCCCAAUCUAUGCGUCCUUCAUUAUAUGUCUGCUGUGCAUAGGAUACAUCUGGUUACUAAUGGUAACGAUUCAGAGUUGAGAUAAGCCCAAGUAACUUGGAUUUCCACGUAAAUCAUUCAAUGACAUCAAUGGGAAACUUGCGUGAAAAGCCGAGUUAAGCUUGCAGAUCUCAAGUCAGAAUACUACCCUAGGGCAGCAUUACAGAGGGAAUUUUAUGGGAUUUGUGAUGAUAUAGGAACGUUGGACUUACUGCCGAUGUACUUCUGAGAGGGAUCUCAUGUUUUUGUGAUUGAUCUCGGUGUGGGAAGGGAAGGGCAUAAUAAUAUGACGACCACGCACAUUUGUCAUGCAUAAGAACAAUUUGGUAGCGAUUCAGCAAGGACAAAUCUACACAUUUCUCAAAGACUUGAGUUUAUUUCAAUUCUUCCAGUUUUAUUAUCUUUACAUUAGUAUUAAAACAAAGUGAAAGGUACUUUACACAACUUAAUUUCAUCAGUUUGACAUCGGUGAUUGGAGAAUACACACCAAACGAUGUGUGUAUGUGAAUAUGUACAGAGUAUGUGUUAUAAUAGAUAUGUGAAUAAUAGGUACGUGAAUCCUAUUGAUGCAGAUGGAGAGGGACUUUGCAGUCUUGAAACUCCAUUGCAACUUGGAUUUUUUAUUGUACAACAGGUGAGGGGAUUUUUUUUGUUGCUUCAUGAGUUGGAGACCUGUUAAAUAAAGCGUGUUAUUGCAUUGAAACGGA
This is a messenger RNA of Salmo salar (Atlantic salmon), 1364 nucleotides long. Its product is annotated as Transmembrane protein 263-B-like. The record is from RefSeq and is a predicted model, not a curated record. Lineage: Eukaryota; Metazoa; Chordata; Actinopteri; Salmoniformes; Salmonidae.